AGAGCAUCCUUCGGGGGUUUAUUUUGGUUGGGCUGGAUUAUCAUCCAGGGGUGUUUUUAAAAUGGUCAUGAACAUUGGUUGGAAUCCAUAUUUUGACAACAAAGAAAAGACUAUAGAGCCUUGGAUACUUCACAAGUUUGAUGAGGAUUUCUAUGGGGAAGAACUUCGGCUCAUUAUAGUUGGUUACAUUCGUCCCGAGGCCAAUUUUCCAUCCCUUGAAAGCUUAAUAGCUAAGAUUCAUGAAGACGGUGAAAUUGCUGAGAAGGCUCUUGAACUUCCCUUGUGCUGGGAUGCUGAUCAUGCUUUUAUCGAAUUAACACUAUAAUUGAGAAUGCGUUAUUAAUGAAUUUUUCCAAAAGAAUAUCUUAAGUGGUGUUUUCUUCUUUCUUGAUAUCACUUAAGCAAAGUUUUAAUCUUGUGUCAUUAAAUCAUGUAUGUUUAUGUAGGGGUCUGCUCAAGA
Arachis ipaensis is the source of this 460-nucleotide messenger RNA. RefSeq names its product bifunctional riboflavin kinase/FMN phosphatase-like. Lineage: Eukaryota; Viridiplantae; Streptophyta; Magnoliopsida; Fabales; Fabaceae. The record is from RefSeq and is a predicted model, not a curated record. Gene Ontology annotation, molecular function: riboflavin kinase activity. Gene Ontology annotation, biological process: FMN biosynthetic process; riboflavin biosynthetic process.